Messenger RNA from Pneumocystis carinii B80, 291 nucleotides. RefSeq lists its product as hypothetical. Gene Ontology annotation, biological process: protein phosphorylation. The coding region runs from base 1 to 291 and encodes 96 amino acids. Gene Ontology annotation, molecular function: protein kinase activity; ATP binding. The transcript has 4 exons. The record is from RefSeq and is a predicted model, not a curated record. NCBI's taxonomy places the organism in Eukaryota, Fungi, Ascomycota, Pneumocystomycetes, Pneumocystales, Pneumocystaceae.
AUGCAAUUACAAAAAACAAUAAAUAUAAUUAUAAAAUAUACAUAUUUUUAUAUAAGACAAUUGCGCCCAAAAGCUGUUGCCCAUAGAGAUAUUAAACCAAAAAAUAUAUUACAUGAUAGAAAUAAGAAUCUUAAAAUAUUGAAUUUCGGUUUCAUAUCAUUAUUCAAAUAUAAUAAUCAAACAAGAAAGUUAUCUAGUGAAUGUGGAAGUCUAUCGUAUAUUGCACCUGGAAUUCUGCUUCUUAAUGAAAAAAUACUAGUAAAUUGCAAAUCAUUGAAGAAUAUGACAUAA